AUGAUCAACUCCACAGUUGUUUAUAAUUCAUCAGAUAUUGUGAAAUUUAGAUCAAUUUUUAUUGGAUGGAUGUUCAUAUGCUUAUUUUUAUAGAAAAUUUCUAAGAAAUAUUGGAAUGUCACCACUAAUAUACUGAUUUUCAUUAAUGGUAUAAUAAGUGUCUUGUUGUUUGCCUUCUUUACUAAAUUUGUGAAUACAGCCCAAACAAAUAUAAAUGAUGUUAUGAGUCUUUCUUUGAUAUCUGGUUUGUAAUAAGGAUUAUUUGCUAUGAGCUUUUUUUUAAUUUAAUCAAACUACAUUAUGCAGAGUUUAACUAUGAUUAGUUUCUUCCUUAUUUUAAUGGGAAUUUUUACUCAAUUUUUGAAUUAUAGAUUAUGGACAUAAUAUCUGCUUCUUAUUUUUACAUGUUAUUUAUUAAGGUAGAAUGAGAAAACAAAUAGAUUGAAUUUUUUAUUAAUCCAUAAGUCUCAUUAGAAUUUAGAAGCAUGUAAGAAACUUUAUGAUGAAACUGUACCAACUUCAAUAAUAAUUUUGGAAGAGAAUGUACAAUAAGAAGGAAUAUAUAAAAAUGAAUUAUUAAAUUCAGUAUUUACAUAAAAAGAAAAAUUAUAUACAUUGGAUAGCAGACUUAUGAAUGUAGCUUAUUUUAAUAAAAGUGCAUCUAUUCAUUUUGAAACAGCUUAGGAAGAUAUUUUAACAGAAAGAUUGGCUGAAAUAGAAAUUUUGAAUUCUGAAAAUUCAGUUUUAAAUUCUGAAAAGAAUAAACUUUUAGAUAAAAUUUCAGGUUUACAAUCUACAUUAUAGACUGAAAUGCGUUUUAAUACAAUAAACUCUUUUGAUUAUUAAAUUAUGUAAAUAAAUAGAAAAAUGCAAUGUUAGAGAGUAUAAAUUAAUUUAAUUUAGGUUGUUAAAUAAUCUAAAGUACAAUAUUAUGAUGCUUAAGCUUAAGGUUGUUUAUGGGAUGGUAAAUAAUGUAUAAUGUUAAUAUUAAAUGAUACUACUGAUAGAGUCUUAAGGAUUAAACAUCUCUAAGAUUUAGAUAAUUAUAAAGAUAAUUUAUUGGCUGCUGUUUCUCAUGAUCUCAAAACUCCAUUGAAUGGUCAAAGUAUUCUUGCUAAUUUGAUUAAAACAAUGAUGGAAAAUAAGCAAUCUAUGGUUAGAAGUGAUAUUUAAGGUAUUAUUAUAAUUAAUUAAUAUUUUAGAAAUUGUUGUUCAUAUAGAUGACAUGAUUUCAAAUUAAUAAAUUUUAUUAACAAUGAUAAAUGAUUUAAUUGAUUAUUCAUAAUUAAAAAAAUAAGGAUUAAGAUUAAAUUACACUUAAUUUAAUCUUUCUGCAUGUGUACAAUAAAUUAAGAAUAUAUUUAAAAGGUAAAUGGAUUUAAAAAAAUUAUAAUUUAAUAUUUUGGGAUUAGAUGAAAAAAUUAUAAUGUAUUCAGAUCAAAUUAGAUUAUAAUAGAUAUUAUUUAAUUUGAUAUCUAAUGCCAUUAAAUUUACUUUUAAUGGAUAAAUUACAUUAACAAUUAAUAAAAUAAAUUCUGGUAAUCAAUAAUUAAUUAAUUUCUCUGUUUAAGAUACUGGUAUAGGUAUACCUUAACAUAUCCAGACUAAAUUAUUCAAAGCCUAUUCAACCUUUAAUUUAGGAAAUUAAAAUUCAUAAGGAGUAGGAUUAGGAUUAGUAAUCUCUAGAAAUCUAGUUGGACUAUUAGGUCCAAGUGAAUAUAUAGAAAUGAAUUCAAUUGAAAAUAAAGGAUCAAAUUUUAGUUUCUCGAUUUAUCUGAAUGCAUAACAUAAAGAAUGCAACAUAUUGAAUAAUUUAUAAGUAGAAAAUGGAACUCCUGAUAGUGAUCCAUCUCCUAUUCAUAGAAUGCCUAAUCCUGUAAUCAAAAGAUAAAAUAGAAAAUAUUAAACAGUUAUUGAUAUGUCUACAAGUUUAUAUUAAAGAUUAAAAAUACUAAUUGUAGAUGAUACAAUCUUUAAUAUUUUUGUCUUAAAAUAAUUAUUGAAAUAGAUUAUUGUUUAAUGUGAUAUUCAUGAAGCUCAUAAUGGUAAGGAAGCAUUAGAGAAAGUCAAAGAAACUAGAUUUGAUAUUAUAUUUAUGGAUAUCAAUAUGCCAAUUUUAAAUGGUAUCUAGACAACCUAAUAGAUUAGAUUGUAUGAAAAAAAUAAAUAGUUUUAAAAGUCAACAAUCUGUAUGCUUUCUGCUUUCUAAGGAGAAAGAGAUCUCUAAGAGUCUUUGGAAAUAGGAGCAGAUCUCUUUUUAACAAAACCCUUAUAAAUUCCAGCUUUAAAAGCAAUACUAGAAUAACUAAAAUAUAUUUGA
Molecule: messenger RNA, 2320 nt
Organism: Paramecium pentaurelia
Lineage: Eukaryota; Ciliophora; Oligohymenophorea; Peniculida; Parameciidae
Source: the annotation of a GenBank genome assembly